ACCCUAAAGUUGAUGGUGUGAAAGAUAUUGUUAAAAGUUGGUCAAGUCAGACGGGUCUUGAAAGUCCUUCAUCAUGGGUUGAAUUAUGUCGUAAGGUCAUGUCAAAAACUGGAUCUGUGGCAAGCGCAGGUGCACCUAUUGAGCCACCAACGUUAGAUAUUACUGGCGAUGGUGGUGACGAAGAUGAAGGAUUUAGUAUUGAACAAUCUUCCGGUGUUAAUGUUGCUGCACAGAGACGUCGGAGUCUUGAGAAAAAACCCCACAUCUCAUCUGACACCGUGCAAAUACCACCCAGAUGGCGAACACAACUUUUUGCACUUCAAUGCCUUCACCACGUUGUUGAAAUUAUCCAUGCUAGUGGGGAUAAAGAUCAUUUUGAUCUUGCAAUUGCUAAAAAGGGCAAACAAGCUGGUAAAGAUUAUCUAGUUUUAAAAGUAGCAGAGCUUAUUAAAAUGGCUUUUACGGCUUCAACAGCUGUAGUGGGUGAAAUGAGAUUAGAAGGUUUAACAUUGUUAAGAGAUUUGAUUGAGAAAUUUUCAGCAACUCCUGAUCCAGAUUUUGAGGAAGCGGCUCUUUUGGAGCAGUAUCAAGCACAAAUAGGCGCGGCUCUUACGCCUGCUUUUACGGCUGAUUCAUCUCCAGAAAUCCUUUCAGCAGCUGUCAAAGUAUGUGCCGUAUUUGUUGGAAGUGGUAUUGUGAAAGAGUUACAUCGAAUGGGACGUAUAUUGAAACUACUAACCACUGCCUUAGAAAAUUGUAAAGAUAAUUCAAGUGUGACCAAAGUCGGUGAUUUUAAAGAUUUAAGUCCUCAUGCUGCAAUAAUGGUUAAACUUUCAGUAUUGAAUGCUUGGGCAGAACUUCAAGUCGCCAGCACUAAACAAACUUAUCUGGUUCAAGUCGUUCAACCAAAUUUACCCUUACUUUGUCCUUUAUGGAUUUCAACAUUGAAAGAAUAUGCCAGAGUGCAGAUCGAACCUGAUAUUACUGAUGCCCAAGCCAAUAUUAUUGGCACUGGGCCAAUGCAGAGUACCUCUCAAUUUGAUUCGAUGUAUAGUGGGUUAACUAGGGAAGUUAUUCUUCCGUACUACAAUAUGUCAUGGCUAACUAUUUUGGGAGCCGUCGCGUGUUUGGUUCAAAAGGAAAAUCCAUAUAUUAUUUUUGCGCUUAACGGAGAAGAAAUUACAACAAAUGACAAUACAAAUGAUAUCAACAAAUAUGAUGAUGAAUUUGAUGAUUUUGGUGAUGGCAAUAACGAGUUUUCUGACGAUUUUACUGCAUUUUCUCACGAGAAAGAACCAGAAUUUAAAAAAGAGCCUGCAAAAUAUUUCUUUAUACUCUUCGGACUUUGUGUUGAAGCAUUAUCAAAUACAUUUGGUGGAAGUAGUAGAAGCAGCGGUGUUGGAAAUAAAGUUGAAAAUAAUGUUGAAAAUCAAAAGAUUGUUCGUACCUGCAUUGAUGCGCUUAAAGCCUUUUUGCGACCAGCAGUUGCAGGAAACACAUUUCUUGAUGAAGAUAUUUUUAUCGAGUUAAUUAAUUUAUUUGAUCGAUUGGUACUUACUGAAGGAUUUAAAGUACAAUAUGACAUCAUACAAAUUAUUGGAAAUAUUAUUAAAGAUUUUGGAGCAGCGUAUAUCUGUAAAGAUAUACCGAAAAAUAGCAUGAAAAUAAAUGGACAUAGCGAAGAUGAAGAGACCAUUGAAUUCACCGAAACUGAAACAAUACUUUUUCAUAUACUACGAUUAUUGGUCAAUAUAUUUUUCCAAAAAAUUCCAUCACUUUCAAACCGUCCAGAGGUUAUGAGAAUAUUUAGGCUACCGCAAGGAAAUGCAAGAGGCCAAACAUCACAAGAGACUACUGUUCUCCUAAAAUUUACGAUAGAUGCCUUUACAUCGCUCAUAACGAUAGUUCCAUCAAAAUACAAGAUUGAUUUAGUUGCUAUUGCAUUUUAUGUUUACAUAUCUAUCAUUCAAGAUCCUAAAUUUCAAAGCGAACUAGUGCCUCAUGUGCUUGUCAACAUAAAACUUUUAUGUGAAAAUAUUUCUGCUCAUCUUGAGGAAGAAGAACUCUAUACAUUUAGUCGUGUAGUUCACUCAACAAUUUCUUCUACACUGUUACAAAUUAACUCACUCACUAAAGGUCAAAAUUCGUUAAAAGACGACGAAGUGUCCGUAGUUAAAAACAGUUUAUUGACCGCAACAAUAAUUUUUACUUCUUGUCCAAAACAAUGCACCGAAAAUACCGCAAUACAAGCCGAAUUUAUGGAAAUAUUAAAGAACGGAUUCUAUUCCGACAUUGAUAUGAUUGCAAUAACAUCAUUCCAAUGUACACGUACUUUGAUAUUACUUUCUGCUAAAAAAGAAACUAAUGUUGAUACUACAAAAUCGAUUCAAAUGAGCCAUAUUUUCAUAAAAACUCUUAUUCCGGAAGCAGCGGCUUUUUUGCAAAAAAUCAAAGAGACUUGUGGAGUUGAAUGUACAUCUCAAGAAAAUUCUUACAAAUUAGAUGUUGUUGAAGAAUCAAUAAAAACUUUACUGACCACAAAUGCAGUAGCACAAGAUUCACACAAAACUGCUCUAAUGGCAGUCACACUACCUACAUUGAUUCAGUUGUUGGCUGAUCCACCGCUAGAGAAAUAUAUGUCUUCAGAAGAAAAUAAUUCACACACACUUCCACCACUGCACACAUUGUCUGUUACUCAUAUUCUAUCACUUGCAGGAUCACAACCUCAAAAUUUUAGAGAUGCAGUAGCAGUACUAUUACCCGGACCUAAGGCUAAAUUGGAAGCAGCAAUUCGAUUUAAUGUUUUGCAGCAGCAACAGCAACAACAAAGGUUGCAAGAGGAAAGAGACAGGAGAUAUAACGAAAGAAUUGAAUUGAACAAAGGACCUAGCAUAUCUUUGAAAAAUGAUUUUUCUGGAUUUGCUUAA
Molecule: messenger RNA, 2927 nt
Organism: Racocetra persica
Lineage: Eukaryota; Fungi; Glomeromycota; Glomeromycetes; Diversisporales; Gigasporaceae
Source: the annotation of a GenBank genome assembly